Molecule: messenger RNA, 1044 nt
Organism: Neospora caninum
Lineage: Eukaryota; Apicomplexa; Conoidasida; Eucoccidiorida; Sarcocystidae
Product: zinc-finger-Ran binding domain-containing protein, related
Exons: 2
Coding region: 1-1044 (347 amino acids)
Source: RefSeq, a predicted model, not a curated record
AUGGAGAGCAUUGUGUCCGAGGUCGCACAGAAAACCGUCCUCAUUCUCGUUGACGAGUUCAUUUCCCAAGGUGACGAGUCCCCUCUUGAUCGAACGGUCGAAAUUCUGCAGGUCGCGCUCUUGUCCUGCGAAGCGAAAAAAACGGCCGCUCAGAGGCUGGGCAACUGCCCGAGCGCGGCAGGCGCAUCUGGGGGAACCGGUAGCGUGCCCGACGGGCUGCUCGUGGACGGCAUCACAAGGACCCGUGAAACGCGAGCCAGCUGCGCGUCGAGAAGCAGUUCUGCCGGUCAAGCAGAAGGAAGUACGCGGCGUAAUCAGGGACAGGUGCUCGGAGGUGGUGUGCACUUUGCAGCACCCCGUGUUUUGGUGCCUCCCGAGAACUUGAAAAACCCGUCGUCCUUCUUGAAGAUAUACGGGGAUCCCCUCUGCUUCGCCGGAUCGCGCAACCUCGUUGCGGGUUGUCGAGGGAACUGGAAAUGCACCAGCUGUGGCACCGUCAACUUCCCUCGGCGGUUCCGGUGCAAACAGUGCGACAAGGAACGGGACGAAGAGGGCCACCGGAUCGUCCUGGAAUAUGCCAAGACAGUUUAUCAGCAAUACCUGGCAGCAGGUGUGUGGCCUGUGAGCCGCGGUGACAGCAGUGAGGCUCCUCCCCCGGUGACCCUCUACGCCAGCCCCCGAGCCUGCCGUCGGCUCAAAAAUAUGGGUGCGGGAGAAUCUCACAAGUGGCGAUGGAAACGCCGUGGAGGCGGCAAGGACCAAAAUGGAGGAAACGACGCGGCGGCGAGUGGAACUGUCGGGAGAAACUCGCGAAGUGAGACGAGUCACGCCCAUUAUAGAGAGGGAGCAACCGAAGCGGCCGGAGACGCGUCGAGCAGACCGGCUAGUCAAGGCGAAGUGUCUCUAAUGGUCGGUGCGAGCCCCAAUGUCAAGUUUAACUUAAUGAAGCAGGUGGGGGUACCUGCGCUUCACGGAAAUCCUUUGUUGGAGAUAUCCAUCGAAUCUUUUCAGGUUUGGUAUGCAGCCGAUCGCGAGGCCCCUUGA